Molecule: messenger RNA, 1639 nt
Organism: Hymenoscyphus albidus
Lineage: Eukaryota; Fungi; Ascomycota; Leotiomycetes; Helotiales; Helotiaceae
Source: the annotation of a GenBank genome assembly
UUUUUUUUGUGCAGGGUUGUAUUUGGCUAUUUGGGUACUGACAGGCGAUGCCAAGCCUUGAAAUCUGGGGAAACUCAAUGCUGCGGCACCGCCAAAGAACCCCUCGCCAAGUACUCGAGUGUAGGCAACGACCACUCUCUACUCAAGUACACCUACACACUGGUGCACAUACACUCACCACCACCACCACCACCAGUACCUCUUCCUCGUCGUGCCCCUCACCAAGCUCGGUUUCAGGUUCAGGCCCAGGCUCAGGCUCAGGCCCCCCCUCUAUUCAUCGCCUCCCACCAUCCCCAUUGCAAUGCGGCAGCACAUGCCCUAACUAGCCCGCAGACUGGCUUCCCCUUCUCAGCGGCGCUCUCCAGCAUCAACUCCUCCGUCAACCUCCCUUUCCCCCCACCACCAACAGCUGCGGCUUCGGCUUCAGCUACAGGCCCAACAACAACAGCAACAACAACAGCAACAGCCACUCUCUCCCAUCAGAUCGUCGUCUGCUCGCCCUCCAACGUAUACACCACUGAUUCCGACCUCGCCGCCGAACCUCCAUCCCGCUGACCCUGAAAGAAAAGAUAGCGUCCUUCACCCUCGAGUGGCUGUACUACUCGGUGUGGAGAAGCAUUGGCAUUUCCCUCUGCUGCUAUGUCGCGCUCUAAGUACAGCGCCAGCCGCAUGGUGGGGCUUGCGAUGUGCAUUGACUUUUAUGGGGGAAUUGUUGCUGGAUGAGGAAGUGGGCGUUGUGGACGGUGCUUGGAGUGUAGAACGACGAUUCAGGGUUACGGAAGUGUUUUUGGCUGUACUCUGGGUAUGUGGUUACGUAAAUUUCCAAUCCCUUGGAUGAUGUGCCAGAUUUCAAUAUCUCCUCCAUCCACGGACCAUGCGUUCAUGUCCAUUUCCAUGUCCAUGUCCAUGUAGAGGCUGAUGGAGUUCGCGAAACUGAGUUAAUGGAAAGGCUAACUGCUUUAUGAAAAGUGUUGUGCCUCAGCCUAUCUUUCCUUCUAUUUUACAGACUGCCUUAUGUCUCGCUGGUUUGUUGCCUUUUCUUGUGCCUCACUCAGUCUACCACAGACACCUCGCUCAUCUCUUCCAACUAGGCUCCUAAAUUAUACACCUCAGGCGACACUUGUGCGACUGCUCACAAUAAAUGCUCUCAACGCCUACAUAACCUCGUGGGUCCUCUACCUCUCAGGCGGCUCAAAGGACCCUAGAUUACUAUUGCCAGCUUGGAUAAGCAUAGCCAGUGUUAGAAUUUUCUCCUCAUCGCUGCUCAUCUGCUAUAUCAUCUCUCUUUCUUCCCCCUUGCGCACCCAAUCAUCCUAUACCCUACAGUCUACUUUCAUGUUUUCCACUAACUUUUAUUCUAGACGCUAACAUUCCUCUACCACCUGACACACCCACGCCUAGCCAUAUUAAAGGAAACCUCUCUCUCUAUUUCCGUUUUCAGCAUUGCAAGUUUCAUAAGCAUGGUCUCUCUCCUAUUACAACUACAUCUCACCCGCGCCAAUGACCCACCUGUCCCUCUCUUCAUGAUUAUUCGUCAAUCUUGGAAGUAUGCAAAGUUAGGUGUUGAUAUGAUUGGAAUGGUAGGGAGGGAAUUGUAGCUAAGACCCAAAAGUUUAAAACGCUAAGUGUAGAUCAUCCA